This is a messenger RNA of Caenorhabditis remanei, 399 nucleotides long. RefSeq lists its product as uncharacterized. The record is from RefSeq and is a predicted model, not a curated record. The coding region runs from base 1 to 399 and encodes 132 amino acids. Lineage: Eukaryota; Metazoa; Nematoda; Chromadorea; Rhabditida; Rhabditidae. The transcript is spliced from 2 exons.
AUGAGUGAAGGAAGCAAACUUACUCCGAACGAUAUAGUUGUUCUCGAGUUGUGCAAGAUCCUCGACAAAACCGGUGAUUUUCUCAGACAAACAAACGCCAGAAACGAGAUAUUGAUGAGUUUGUUCGAACCAAGCGACGAUUUCAAAAAAGAAUGCUCGGAAAUGAAAGAAAAAUACAUGGAUGAGGCAAAGAAAUUUGAAGAAUUGCUUGCAAGGAUGAAUGCUGCUCCAGAAGUAGACCGCAGUCAUGCUUCAGCGUCUGUUGCUCCCCAACUUGCAAUUGCCAUGGACCAGGAGCCAGUUCAGGAUGAAAUCGAAAUUCCUGUUCACAAGGGUGAAGAAGAGGUGUCAAAGAAGGAAGGAACUUCUGAGAAAGACAGAAAUGAACCGUUGGUUUAA